ACCCAACAACCCAUGUGAUGACAUCCUACAAAUACCUUCCUCUUACAACCCAAAAACCAGACAUCGUGAACACAUACACAAAAUCGACACUUAGAAGAAUUGUGAGAGAGACAAAAAGUUAUAACCAUGUCGAUGAAGCUGUUUGGUUCCAUAGUUCUUGCGGCGUGGUUCUUCAUGGCCACGCCAUCACGAGCCCAGUACGUGAUCGACACAAAUGGCGAACCCGUGGACAACGAUGAACAGUACUACAUCAAACCAGCCAUAACGGACAACGGAGGGCGCUUCACCUUGAUCAACAGAAACGAUUCGUGCCCUUUGAACGUUGGUCUCGAAAACACCGACACGGGACUAGGUUACCCAGUGAAGUUCACGCACUUUGCGCUCAACGUUCAAGACGAGGACAUUGGGGUGAACAGGGACUUGAAAGUGGAGUUCGUGGAAGUUUCAUCGACGUGCGUGCAGACGACGGAAUGGAGGGUGGCGGAGAACGACUCCGGGAGCGGCGGAAGGAGGCUCGUUAUCAGUGGCAGAGAUGAGAGUGCAGGACUGUACGGAAACUAUUUCAGAAUCGUGGAGACGGAAAGGGCAGGAAUCUAUAACUUCCGGUGGUGCCCUAUGGAACUUUGCUCCACUUGUGGAUUCGUUUGUGGCACUGGUGGCAUUCUGCGUGAGAAUGGAAAGAUUUUGUUUGCUUUGGAUGGUACUGCACUCCCAGUUGUGUUUCAGAAAAAAACAUGAUUGAUUCGUUCGAAGCACGAAAUUGAAGAUUCUGUUGUUGUUGGUUGUUCAUGUUGUUGCAGAAUAAGUUUUUUUUUUUUAUGGUAAAUGAAUAAUACCUAAUAAUGUGCUUGUAUUUUGUAUUCUGUUCUUCAUUUAUAUAAUAAAGUUCGUUUUGUUAUAUGUUA
Vigna unguiculata (cowpea) is the source of this 905-nucleotide messenger RNA. Its product is annotated as kunitz type trypsin inhibitor 104 pseudogene. The record is from RefSeq and is a predicted model, not a curated record. NCBI's taxonomy places the organism in Eukaryota, Viridiplantae, Streptophyta, Magnoliopsida, Fabales, Fabaceae.